AUGUCGCAGCUAAGCCACUUGGGAUUGGCCGGAUUACUUAGAAAAACAGCACAGGUUGCCAGGUCUGAGGAGGAGCUGGUAUGGAAGAACUCUCUGGCGCUGAGCGGACUGGUCGCAAACCUUGAGUCAGCCAGGCCAUGGUUGGUAAGAUUGCCAGAAGUGAUUGGGGGCUGUACUUGA
This is a messenger RNA of Neurospora tetrasperma FGSC 2508, 180 nucleotides long. RefSeq lists its product as uncharacterized. The coding region runs from base 1 to 180 and encodes 59 amino acids. NCBI's taxonomy places the organism in Eukaryota, Fungi, Ascomycota, Sordariomycetes, Sordariales, Sordariaceae. The record is from RefSeq and is a predicted model, not a curated record. The transcript has a single exon.